Molecule: messenger RNA, 790 nt
Organism: Zingiber officinale
Lineage: Eukaryota; Viridiplantae; Streptophyta; Magnoliopsida; Zingiberales; Zingiberaceae
Exons: 6
Coding region: 1-777 (258 amino acids)
Source: RefSeq, a predicted model, not a curated record
AUGGAGUGCCAAUUGAAGACCCAAGUGGAGAUAUGGAUUAUAAUCCAUACCGGAUUCAUACUCCCCACAGAAGAAGGUGUGCCCAUCGCCUGUGACAAGUGGGAUGCACAAACAAGGAGAAAAAUUGAAGCUGAUGCAAAAGCAACAUGUGCUGCAUUUGCGUCGCAAGAUCUCUACCUCCAUGGAUUCUUUAGUGCCUCCAUUAAACUGCCCUCCGAUUAUGUGGCUGGAGUGGUGGUUGCUUUCUAUCACCUCCGCCGCAUCAAGGUCAGGGACAAAGGAUCCGUCGCAAAAUCUGGCGUCCGGAGGGGAAUCGCAUCUCGGAAUAUCCACCGCAUCGCAGAUCAAGAGUCCCCCCUGCACCCGCCUCUUUAUCCCCUCAGGAGGUCGGAAUCGGCCGGGAGCGAGAACCAUAACUCCCGAUCUGUCUCGUCGUCGCCGGAUAAGGAUGACCGUUGCUACACGACCAGGGGAUCGGCGGCGUUGGUAUGCGAGGGCGAGAACGCCGACGAAAGAGCCUCGGCAGCCUCUCUACCUCGAUUCUUCGUUUCACUGUCGAACAAGGAGGAGGAGGACUUCAUGGUGAUGAAGGGGUGCAAGCUGCCGCAGCGACCCAAGAAGAGAUCCAAAUUCGUCCAAAAAUGCAUACUCUUGGUGAGUCCUGGAGCAUGGCUGUCAGAUCUCUCACAGGAGAGGUAUGUAGUCAGGGAGAAGAAGGGAUCAAGAAAGAGGAGAAGAGGAUUAAAGGCCAUGUCCAUGGAGAGUGAUUCAGAAUGAAGCAAAAGGGAGA